UCUACUUCUACUCUAUUUCUAGAUCCUGGAAGUCCAUUUGUGCUUCCAUUCCAUACCUCAAAAACCCUAGCCUAAAACCCCAUUUCUCGAUUACCAUUUUCGGCGAGAGACAAAUUCGUGACAAUGGCGUUUAGGUCAAGAGAGAUGAUGAAGAAACUUGUGAAGAAAAUCGGAGGCGACCAGAAUCUAGCGCCGGGAGUGAAAGAUCAGCUGAAAAAAUGGGUGCCGGAUCGCAAAAUCGUGAUGGGCCGAGCCAACCGCGGGCUUUUCGCCGGCCGCCAUAUCCAAUUCGGCAAUCGCGUCAGUGAAGACGGAGGCAACAAGACAAAGAGGUGCUGGAAACCCAAUGUGCAGGAGAAGCGGCUCUUUAGCUACAUUCUAGACCGUCAAAUUCGUGUCAAGGUGACUACACAUGCGCUGCGCUGCAUAGACAAGGCAGGGGGAAUCGAUGAGUACUUGCUCAAGACACCUCACCACAAGAUGGACACAGAAAUGGGUCUUUUCUGGAAAGUUAAGAUUGAGAAGAUGUAUCAAGACCUUGGAGGUAAGCAGGUUGUCUUCUUUGCACCUGAGGAUGAGGCCAGCUUUGAAGAAAAAUUCAACGAACUAAGAUUAGAACAGAAGGCUGGACGUAGGGACGCCAGGAGAAAGAUGUAUGGUUCAUCCGCCAAGCAAGAGCCAACCAAGGAUGAAACAGACGUGGGCGAAGCCAGUCAACUAACAACAUCAAGAAAUGAAGACGGGAGCUCUCACACUGACUUCCAUGAACCAUUGGUCGCGAAUGCUUAGUGUUGUGUCUCCUAUCACGGGGCAGUCUUUUCCUUGUCUUUUGGCAUUUCCACCGGAGAUGCCCUCUGUAUCUUGUAAUCUUGGCAAGAAUAACAGUUUUGUUGGCUUAGGUGGUCCGUUAUUAUAAUCACUAUAUAAGUGCUCUACUUUUUGGGAUGUAUGUUAAAAUUCUGCAGCCAUUUAGUUGACGACUGGCUAGCAGUAGAUUUUCGGGUAUUUUUCAGUAACAGGCAGGUCUCUGUGUUUUUAACA
Messenger RNA from Salvia hispanica, 1041 nucleotides. RefSeq lists its product as uncharacterized. Gene Ontology annotation, molecular function: structural constituent of ribosome. The record is from RefSeq and is a predicted model, not a curated record. NCBI's taxonomy places the organism in Eukaryota, Viridiplantae, Streptophyta, Magnoliopsida, Lamiales, Lamiaceae. Gene Ontology annotation, cellular component: mitochondrial large ribosomal subunit.